UAAUUGCAUUAGAAGUCCUUUGUGGAGUUGUAAGCCUGCCAGCCCUAAUCCAGCUGUGUUUUCGAGCAGCCUGCCACAAUGAGUGGAGACUGGGACAUCGAAGCCAUCAAGGAGGAGGAGUGGGAGGAGCGUGCCGUGUACCUGGUGCCGGACACGCCCACGGAGGAGGCCUGCGAGAACCAUGCCACGCUGUCCCUCCCGAGGAACCUCGUCCUCAAGCCUUCGCAGACGCUCUCCGAUGUUAUGGGCAUCUGGAGCACCGACUACAUACCUCGGGGCACUCGCUUCGGGCCGCUCGUCGGUAAAUGUUAUGCCAAGGACGAGGUGCCCAAGACAGCUAAUCGGAAGUACUUCUGGAGGGUGGAUCUUGGCGUUGGGAAACGAUUUCAGGUGUAUAAAGAAAAUGAGCUGUACUACUACAUAGACGGCUACGACACAACCAGAGCCAACUGGAUGCGUUACGUGAACCCUGCUUAUUCGUCCGAGGCGCAGAACCUCAUAGCCUGCCAGUAUAAGACAAACAUUUAUUUCUACACGAUCAAGCCCAUCUUGCCCAACCAGGAGCUCCUCGUGUGGUACUGCAAGGAGUUCGCCACGAGACUCAACUACCCCCUCACGGGCGAGCUGAUGCUGCAGAAGAUCCGUCAGCAGGUCAAUGAGGUGGAGGUGAAGCAGGAGCAGGACGCCAUAGUGGAGACGAGCCCUUCGACGUCCCCCGUGGGCUCGACGUCCUCGGGGUCGCCCCCCGCCGCCUCUCCUACGCAGUUCGAGGCCGCGAAUGGCCAGCUGACGCCCACCGAGGGGUCAGUGAGAUCGGAUGAGGGUUACCAUAGCAACGGCUACCACGAUGACUUCAACCUGCCGGAGGAUUCAUCGGAUUCGGAGAAUGAUAAUAACUAUGUCCUCGACUUCAGCAAGAAGAAGAGGAAGGAAUCGCCGACGGAGGACGAGGAGGCGGAGCUCCGCAACGAGUACAGGAAGGUCAAGAUCAAGAUGUCUCGGGCAUAUCACUACCGCUCCAAGUCCACGGGUUCGGACUCCUCGGAAAAGGACAAGUCCGUGUCGCCUCCACUCGAGCGCCCGCAAGCUCCACCGGAGCCUGCGGUGGUGCCCAGCGGGGAGUCUCUCCCGCAGACCCUCCCUCAGGUGAUCGUGAAGCCGCCCUCCGCCCCGGCAGUGAAGAAAGAGGCACACAGGUCGCCCCCUUAUCUGCCCCCCUCACACUACCCCCCCUUCAGCGAGCAGACCCCCCGGGUCGACUCGGUGAUGGAGAAGGAGCAGCGGCCCGAGAGCACGCAGGAGAUGCCCGAGCCGGCCCGGAGAUACCCCGUGCUGGAUCAGCCGGGGCACCGCGCCUCGGAGCUGAGUCGUGCCCCGGAAGCGCCCCGGCCAGACACUCGCACGGCCCCAGUAUUGCCAGACUCCCGGAUGCCAAUGAUGCCAGAUACAAGGCUGCCCAGCGUGACCAUCACCAAGCAACAAGUGUCGCCAGACACCAGGCAGCCAAAUAUGCCUGACACUCGCAUGGGUCUUCCUGCAGGAGUCCGUCUGCCUCUCCCUCAUGAGACCUCAGGAGAGCCGCAGCUCGGGCCCACCGGAGCCCCGACACCCCCCUCAGGAUGCACGCCACCCGGCGCCCCCCGACACGAGACUCCCGUCCCUCCCGACACGCAGCUGGGAUCCUCUCGCCCUACGGGCUCGAUCUUGGAGAAUAUCCUGCUGCGUCGUCUCGGAGGUAAGGACGAGGCGGACACGACGCAUCCGCCCUCCGGCGUGCAUCGCGACCUCAAGGAGCCGGUCCACAUCGCCCUCCCGAGCGAUGCUCACUACAAGCCCGACAGCGCCUCGGGUAACUCCGGUCCUUCGCAGGACUUCCCCUACAAGCGGGCCUACUACGGCUCCGACUCCAGCCAGCAGAUCUCCCCUGAUUCCUCGUCCGCGCACCCGAAGCCAGCCUCCGCCUGCUACACCUCCCCUCAGCCCAACACGCAGGUGUCGUAUGCCGUCCAACAGCCCGUCAACAGCGCCAUAUACCGAACACCUGUAUCGCAAAUGUUCUCCAACGCUCACUUCAAUAUGUACUCCUACAACGGCUAUAACGGCAACAGUGGCAACGGGUUCCCCCCCGCGAGCCAGGCCUCCAUGCCCAUGGACCAUCGCCUCACCAUCUCCAUCCCGACCACCGCAACGGGCCAGUCUCCAGCCUCCAGCAAUUCGUCCCACUCCUCGCAGGGCUCGCCGUCGUCGCAGGGCUCGACCUCGCCCAAUGCGGGCAACAACAGAGGCUACCGCUCCCUCCCUUACCCCCUGCAGAAGAAGGAUGGCAAAAUGCACUACGAAUGCAACGUUUGCUUCAAGACCUUCGGCCAGCUGUCAAAUCUGAAGGUGCACCUCAGAACACACUCCGGGGAACGGCCUUUCAAAUGCAACGUGUGCAUCAAGAGCUUCACACAGCUGGCUCAUCUGCAGAAGCACCACCUGGUCCACACCGGCGAGAAGCCACACCAGUGCGACAUCUGCAAAAAGAGGUUUAGCUCCACCUCGAACUUGAAAACUCACAUGAGGCUACACUCGGGUCAGAAGCCCUAUGCCUGCGACCUGUGCCCCGCUAAGUUCACUCAGUUCGUCCAUCUCAAACUGCACAAGAGACUGCACACCAACGAGCGACCGUAUACGUGUAACACCUGCAACAAGAAGUACAUCAGUGCGUCAGGUUUAAGGACGCACUGGAAGACAACGAGUUGUAAGCCCUCCAGCCCCGAGGAGGAGCUGGCGGCAGAGCGGUCUCCGACGGGGUCGUCGUCAGGCUAUGAUUACUGCCCAUCCAUCGCCUCCGGGAGCAGCCUGGACACGAUAGACAACAACAGCCUCGACGGCAUGCCCCACGCGUCCCCCCGCCACGACCCCCUGCACGACAGCGUGGACUAUGACCCCAAGAGCCCCUCGUACAUCAUCCCAGACGACCUCAUCAAGCACUCGCAGGAGGAAUUCAAGAACUACAGCUCAGAAAUCAAGUGCGAGACGGACACUAGACCCUCUGUGAUUGAAACCUCAGCUCACCACGCGAUCGAGUGCACGUAAAGAAAACCCUGUGAUAUCUUUAAAGAGAGUGCGAACUAUUCUUCCCUGCCGAAGAGAAGGAUCAGUGUGGGGGUGAAAUCUCAUAGAAAACAAUUGGCAAUAUUUGCCGUCUAGUGUGUGCUUCAAAUUGAGGUUCUUGUCAUUUACUCGUGACUCUAU
Penaeus monodon (black tiger shrimp) is the source of this 3240-nucleotide messenger RNA. RefSeq names its product atrophin-1-like. The record is from RefSeq and is a predicted model, not a curated record. Gene Ontology annotation, biological process: cell fate commitment; regulation of transcription by RNA polymerase II. NCBI's taxonomy places the organism in Eukaryota, Metazoa, Arthropoda, Malacostraca, Decapoda, Penaeidae. The transcript has 10 exons. Bases 79 to 3081 code for a protein of 1000 amino acids. Gene Ontology annotation, cellular component: nucleus; cytoplasm. Gene Ontology annotation, molecular function: RNA polymerase II cis-regulatory region sequence-specific DNA binding; DNA-binding transcription repressor activity, RNA polymerase II-specific; histone deacetylase binding.